AUGUCCGCCCCCGAGAAGAACGAGGCUGAAACGCCCCUUGCCCAAUUCACGGCCCGCCUAGCCGACAUCAAGAAGUCAUCAGGCCAUACCGAGAUGUGGGGGGUCGAGCUCUCUGACGACGCCUCCCACGCACCGACUCAGGUCAUCCUCCAGAAGUUCCUGCGAGCCAACAAUGGCGACCUGGCGGGCGCCGAGAAGCAGCUGACCGACGCCCUCACCUGGAGAAAAGAGGUGAACCCGGCAUCUCUGGUGACUCAGACUUUCGACAAGAAGAAGUUCCACAACCUCGGAUUCGUUUCCAACUUUACAGACGACACUGGCAAGAAGGUCAUCAUUACCUGGCACGUUUAUGGCGCCAUCAAGGACAACAACUCUACUUUUGGCGACGUCGAUGAGUUCAUUAGAUGGCGUGCAGCGCUCAUGGAGUUGGGCGUGCAGCAGCUCAAUCUCAAUGAUAUCAAGGAGCCCCUCCCAGAGGACGGCACCGACCCGUAUCAGUUGAUCCAGGUGCACGACUACAAGUCAGUCAGCUUCUUCCGCAUGGACCCUGUCGUCAAGGCUGCCACCCAAAAGACCAUUGCCGUCUUCGCCACGGGCUACCCAGAGCUGCUCUACCACAAGUACUUUGUCAACGUUCCCGCCAUCAUGGGUUGGAUGUUUGCCGCCAUGAAGUUUGUCCUCUCGGCUGCCACUUUGAAGAAGAUGCACCCCAUGGCCUCUGGCACUUCAUUGGUCAAUGAGCUCCCAGCCCUCGCCACUUCUCUGGCUCCAGAGUACGGAGGCACCGGCCGUCCUGUCCAAGAAUCAUUGACACUGACGACGGCUGAUGUUCCCGAGGAGGCCAAGGAGGGAGAUGCUUCUGCUGAGGCGGAGAGCAAGCCUGAGGGAGACCAGCAGGAGGCUUAG
Messenger RNA from Trichoderma gamsii, 906 nucleotides. RefSeq lists its product as hypothetical. Gene Ontology annotation, biological process: Golgi to plasma membrane protein transport; regulation of exocytosis. Gene Ontology annotation, molecular function: phosphatidylinositol transfer activity. Gene Ontology annotation, cellular component: plasma membrane; cytosol; cortical endoplasmic reticulum. NCBI's taxonomy places the organism in Eukaryota, Fungi, Ascomycota, Sordariomycetes, Hypocreales, Hypocreaceae. The transcript has 2 exons. Bases 1 to 906 code for a protein of 301 amino acids. The record is from RefSeq and is a predicted model, not a curated record.